This is a messenger RNA of Lynx canadensis (Canada lynx), 648 nucleotides long. RefSeq names its product NADH:ubiquinone oxidoreductase subunit AB1 (gene NDUFAB1). The record is from RefSeq and is a predicted model, not a curated record. Gene Ontology annotation, molecular function: acyl carrier activity; acyl binding. Gene Ontology annotation, cellular component: mitochondrion. NCBI's taxonomy places the organism in Eukaryota, Metazoa, Chordata, Mammalia, Carnivora, Felidae. Gene Ontology annotation, biological process: fatty acid biosynthetic process.
AUCCUGGGUCAGCGUAGCCAUGGCGGCUCGUGUCCUUUCCGCUUGUGUCCGCCGACUGCCUGCGGCCUUCGCGCCGCUGCCCCGGGUCCCCACGCUGGCCGCAGUCCGGCCGCUCAGCAACACCCUCUGCCCCGCGGCCCGGACGAGGCCUGGGGUUCCGCAUCCUGCCUCGGUGCUCGCGCAGGUUCCAGUAACACAGUUGUGCCGCCAGUAUAGUGAUGCGCCCCCUUUGACGUUAGAGGGAAUCAAGGACCGUGUUCUUUAUGUCUUGAAACUCUAUGACAAGAUCGACCCUGAAAAGCUCUCGGUAAAUUCCCACUUUAUGAAAGACCUGGGCUUAGACAGUUUGGACCAAGUGGAGAUUAUCAUGGCCAUGGAGGACGAAUUCGGGUUUGAAAUCCCUGAUACAGAUGCUGAGAAGUUAAUGUGCCCACAAGAAAUUGUAGAUUACAUUGCAGAUAAGAAGGAUGUUUAUGAAUAAAAUAUCAGACCCCUUUUUUUCACUGAGAGAAGACUCAGAAGAUGCUGGCAAGUGUCUGGAAGUGAGAACGCGUUUUGGCAUUAUUGCUGCCUUUGACAGAGUAAUUCUGUUUAGACUUGUAUUUAAAUUGUCUGUUUUGCCCUUUGAAAAUAAAUCUAUAAAACCAA